Molecule: messenger RNA, 572 nt
Organism: Glycine soja
Lineage: Eukaryota; Viridiplantae; Streptophyta; Magnoliopsida; Fabales; Fabaceae
Exons: 2
Coding region: 49-252 (67 amino acids)
Source: RefSeq, a predicted model, not a curated record
CAAAAGGAAAAUUGAAUUAUAUCUACUAAGCAUUAAAUAUCCCCAACCAUGAAGGCAAUUCUUAUUGCAUUCUUACUGUUGCCCUAUGUGGCUUUCGUUCCCAGUUCAACUCUAGCUCGAGAACCGAAGGAGGCAGUGACUAUUCCGAUCGGGCCCGCGUACCGUAAUCCUCCUUUUAUUGGAUGCGACCCUUUUAAAAGAAAUUGCCAUCGGCUGGAUCCACCAUGUACUCAUGGUUCAGGAAAUUGCUGACUAAAAACUGAAAGAUAUAUAGUGUAUAUCUGGAGUUUCACUCCCAUGGAAGAAGCUCUCUCCUUACCCAAAACUCUCAAGCAACUAUAUAUAUAGUUUUUAAUUUUAACACCUACUGUGUUAAAAUUUUGGUGGUGUCAUCUCUAUAUUUUGCUUUAGAAUUCCGUGUAGUUUGGCUCAAUAAGAGCAAGUAUGCUUUAUUUUCCAGUUUGCAGUGGCAAUAAUAAUCUUGUAAUGUUGUGAAACAAAGGUCUGGUCUUUAGCCUGGUUCAUCCAAAUAAAUAAGAAUAAAAACAUGCUAUUUCCAUUUGCUUCCACGC